Molecule: messenger RNA, 5359 nt
Organism: Cuscuta campestris
Lineage: Eukaryota; Viridiplantae; Streptophyta; Magnoliopsida; Solanales; Convolvulaceae
Source: the annotation of a GenBank genome assembly
ACUCAUUUUCACGUUCUCAAAAGAAACGAAAAAGUUUUUAAAUUUGUAACAAAGUCUAUUCCCCCCCCCCCUCUAGACUUUGUAACUCACCACUUCGGGACCAUCAAUUGGUAUCGGAGCCGGUUUCUCACUAUCUACUUUUAGAUUAACGAGAAGCGAUCAUAAUGGUGAACAAUAUGGAUCACGGUUUGCCCAAGUUUUCUCUUCUAGGUUAUGAUGAUUGGAAGAUCAUGAUGGAAGCACAUCUCUACGCUCUACAUGAUUGCAUGUGGAUGGUGCUUGAGGAUGGACCCUUGAAAAUCCAAAUGGAGAACCCUAAAAGGAAUCCAGCUGCUCCAGAUGUAGACCAGUACAUUCCAAAGCCCAAAGAAAAAUGGGAUGAUAGAGAUUGCAAAAAGCAUAAUCUGGACAACAUUGCCAAAGCAGCCAUCUUCAAGACACUUGAUCCCAUCACCUUCUCCAAGAUUAAGCAUCUCAAGACUGCCAUGAAAAUUUGGCCAGGUCUUGGGAAGCUAUGUGAGGGAUCAGAGGACCUGAGAAAGCAGAAGAUAGAAGUCCUGCUUGAGAAGUUCAAAAGCUUCAAAAUGCUUCCCGGAGAAUCAUUUGAUAUGUUGGAUGAAAGAUUCCACAAAAUAUUGAAUGAUCUUGCCUCACUUAACCACAUUCUUUCUCCCAAAGAAAAGAAUGUAAGGUUGCUGAGAUCACUCCCAACUGAGUGGUACACCAAAACCACAGCCAUGGAAGAAGGAAGAAACCUGGAGAACUACACUGUUCAAGGUCUCCUUGAUGAACUCAGAACCUAUGAGCACGAGCUGAAAAAGAAGAAGGAAGAACAAGUCACUCCCUUCCCCACGGCAUUGAUGACAACUUCAAGAAUUCCAUCAAGUGAAGGGACAUGCACAAGAAACUGUGACACACCUUCCUCCAGCCAGCCAUCAAGCUCAAAAAUGGAGAACUACGAAGAGGAAUUUGCCAUGAUGGUCAAACAAUUCCGGAAGUUCAAGAAGUUCUUCAAGAAGGCUGAUUCAAUCAGAAGGCCAUCCAAGGGAAAGCCACAGGUAAGUGACUCCCCUCCUGAAUCUUAUUUAUGCUAUAACUGCAAGAAGCCUGGCCACUGGAAGUCAGCAUGCCCGUACCCAAAGGUGGAGAAGUACGGAGAAAGAGAAAGGAUCGAGAAGAAAAAGAAAGCAAUGGUUGCUGCUGAAAGUGACGAGUCAUCCAGCUCAAGCUCUGAUGAAGAAGCCCUCGUCUGCAUGGAGCGCAGAGUUGAGAAGUCCAACCGUGAGGAUAGGUGGACUAUGUUAGAAGAUGACACUCUCUGCCUAAUGGCCAAAGAUGAUGCUGAUCAAGAGGUAACCUCACAAACCUCCUGCUCAUCUUCUUAUAGCACACCAACUUCUGAAAAUCUUUUUUACCAGUUCAAAAAGAUGAUGAAAGACUUUGAGGAGAUAAAUCUCAAACACACAUCCUUAACAGAAGAGAACAAACUAUUGAGUGAAGAGAAUCUCAAGAUGACUGAAAGUCGGAAAAGUCAAUUGAAUGAGAUCACUCAACUCAAGACUGAAAAUGAAUCUCUCUCUGAAAAGGUGAAAUCCCUUAACAAAGAGCUAGGGAUACUCAAGUCCCAAGAAGCAGUGAACAAGCUGUUUGAAACGACCAAACAUAAGGGUCGCAAAGGACUUGGGUUUGACUCCUCUAGUUCCAAAAGGAAAGGGAAGACAACUUUCAUCCCUCCUAAACCUACUGCCAAACCUAAUAAGCAGAAAGGGAAGGAAAAGGAGAAACCAACAGAAGUUCCCAAAAAGGAAGCCGCUAAGUACCCAGGUGUCUGGUACUUAGACAGUGGCUGCUCAAGACACAUGACGGGUGAUGCGAGCCUUUUGAGCAAUCUAAUUCCCUAUGAUGGUCCAAGGGUUACUUUUGGAGGAAGCAACGAUUUUGGCCUUACUAAAGGGCUAGGAAAUCUGGUGUACAAGGGACUAACCAUCCAAGUUGUAUCUUAUGUUGAAGGACUCAAUUAUAACCUUCUUAGCAUAAGUCAGUUUUGUGAUAAAGGUUACUCCUUGAAAUUCUGCAAGGACAUGGCAUCUCUCAAAAACAUCUCCACAAAUGAAGUCAGUCUCACUGGGAAGAGAAUUAGAAACAUCUAUGAAGUGAUAUGGAAUGAUGUCAAGGAAGCAUGUCUAAUCAGCAAAGCCCACUCAAAUCCUUCAUCGUCUUCUUCACGAGAAUCUUCUGAUAAAAUUCUCAAGAACCCUAAUUUCUUCAGAUCUUCUCAAAUUUCCGAGAAAAUGAAGAUUGUUGGCGCUAAUUUCCAUUUCCAGAAGUUGGAAGCCAAGUGCUCCUCAUCAACGUUCUAUCAAUCCUAUCUGGAGAUGAUUGCUGCUCAAGAGCUCUCCGAAUUUCUUCAUAUGGAGAUUCGAUUCAAGUAUGAGAAUGAAGUUCUUGAAUUCUAUAAAAAUGGAAAGGUCAAGACUGUCAAAUCGAAGAAGGACCCACAAAGGACGAUUCAAGUCAUCAAUUCCACUGUUGGAGGGACAAAAGUGAAGCUUUCGCAGAAGAAAUUGGGAGAAAAGCUUCACCUUCCCAAUUCUGGAGUUGAAAUUGGGAGACUUCCAGCCAAAAAUCUGGAUUGGAGCAUUAUUGGAAUUUCUGGGCAAAAUCCCUCUGGCCCAGCGAAGAAAGCUCAUCUGAACAACGACUACAAGCUAGUCCUUGAACUGGCUAUCGCAUGCCUCGAAUGUGGAAGUGGAGGACAUGCUGAUGACAUCACCCAAGAGAGGGCCUUCAUCAUCAAUGCCCUCAUUACCAAGUCUAAGGUAAAUUGGGCUGCUCAUUUCUUCAAUUCCAUCUCAAAGCACCUGGGAAAACUCAACCAGAAAUACCUUUGUCAAGGUCUGUACAUUGGACAUAUCUUGGAGUCCUUGGGUGCUGCUUCUGAAGGAAAGAAGUAUGAAGCCAGAUAUUGGCUGUACUAUCUGUCUUCCAAAGGGGAAAACAGAGCUGGUGCUAGCACAACUGCAGAGGAAAGUUCUUCAGACAAUGUCCUUAUCAUGAGUCUGAACAAAUCAGUAAAGAGGAAGCAAGUGGUGUCUCCCUCUCCCAGUGAUGAAGUACCACAGAAUCUUGCUCCAAUAAAUCUUGAAGAAGAAGAAGAAAUCUCUGACCAAGGAGAACUACAAAGGAAAAAGAAGAGGAAGAUCACCUCUCCCUCAACAUCUGGACAUGUCAAUCCGGAUGAGUUGAAGGAGAAGGAACCAACUGAGGAAACCUCUGCUCACAACCGGAGUCCUCAACAACUUGAAGAAGAAAUUCCUCAAGUUCAGAAUUCUCCAACUUCCUCACAACCUCAAGUAGAUGAUGCUGAGAAUCAAUUCUGGCAGCUCUACUAUGACUGGAGAGCUUGGAAAGUUGGAAAUUCAGCAGAACAGUUGCUGAGUUGGGACCAGCAAUUGAAGAAUGAGAAGAUCAUCAAGAAAUGCUUAGGUCUGCCAGUCAACUAUUGCUGUGAGCAAAUCCUGGAUGUUGACUGGGUAUGGCAAAGGAACUAUGAAGAUUUGCAUCUGGAACACUUAGUCACCUCACCAAUUUCAGAGUUUGAGGUGGAUGAUGAGGAUCCUGCAGUAUACAAACCAGUCCUCUCAAAAACCACAAAAGAUCAGGUGGUUCUCACUUCUGAAGCACAAGCUAACUUGGAAACAACAGCUGAGGAUUUCCAAAUAUUUCCGGAAGCCUCAUCUGCCUUUGAAACUAUUCCACCUGAAGCUGAAGUCUCUACACCAAAACAGAACCAGGAAGGAUCAAAUGAAGAAUUCCAGCAACUUCUCCAUUCUGAAGCUUUAGAGAUUCUCACAAAUCCUUGUGAGAUCACCAAUCCUACUGAAGCAGAGAUCCCGGAGGAGUCAACAGAAAAUCUGGAGAUGUCCAAAACUCCAGAAACAAAUGAAGCUCAAGAAGAGCAAGCUGUAGAAGCCCGGAGAAGUUCUGCAGAAGCUGGGAAGGAAACUCAAAUGGCAGAACUGGAGGUCUCCAAAUCUCCAGUAGCCAUUUUUGAAGAACAGAAUGAAGCAGAAGAAAGAGACUCCCUCUCUCGGGAUAUAUCAAACUUCACACUUGGGGAAGCAGAAGAAGAAUCUGAAAGAACCCUGAAGAUCAAUGAUGAAGAAGAUGUACAAGAUGAUGCUGAAUCUCUUCCUAUGCAACUCUUCCAAAGAACUCUCUCUUCUCAUCAGGUAAACAACUUCCAUUUCCAUAGCUCUUCCAUUCCUACUCUUCCGGAUGAGGUACCGGAAAUCUGGACAAAGAAGGUCCAAGGGUUGAUUGACUCAGCCCUAGCAUCUCAACAUGCCUCCUUUAGGCAAGAGAUAGAGCAGAUGGAAGCCAGGCAAAACAAACUGAUCGAGAAAUCCGAAGAAACACAUUGCUCCAAUCUCAAGGAGAUAAGCAAAUCAGUGGAUAAGACUCUAGAGAUCUUAUCUCUAUUGAGUAACACUGUGAGCAACACGAUGGAGACAUAUGCAUCUGAAAGUUAUCUUCAACUCAAGGAGGAUAACAACAUCAAAGAGCAAGUAGCAAAUGUCACAAUCAGUCUACAAAAACAAAUGUCCAUUCUCCAAAUGGACAUCAGAGCAGCUUUGGCAGUGUCUUCAGCAAAUCAAGUAGUAACCAAAGACUACUUGAAGGUAAUCAUUGACAAUCAGAAGGAAGCACACAAACUAUUCAGACUUCUUACCACAAAUUCUGGAAAUCGCAAGAUGGAAGUGGUUCUUCAACAACACAGUCCAUCCUUGAUUCCAGAGCUCUCCAUUGCAGUCAAAGAAGGAGAAGUCUCUUACAUUCCUACGCAUCUAAACUUGACUGAUCUAGUCCUUGAAGCUCAGAGAAGCAAUCCGGAAAACUCAACACAACGCUUAUCCAGCUCCGGAUUGGAUGGAACAGAGGCUGUAGGAACAAUUGCUGCUCACUUCUCAAAUGAAAAUCAAACAGAGGAGAGACGGAACAACAUGAGGCGCGUCAAAGAACUAUGUGGAAACAUGCAAGGCAUCAGGGAGAUUGCCGAAUCUUCAAAGCGCAAGAAGCACUGAAGGCUUUUUUCAUCAAAUCAGGGGGAAAGUAUGUGAAAACAUUAAUUUGCUUUGAUGAAAACACCUUCUUAUUUAAACAUUGCUCUAUUGGUUUAAACAUUGCCUUAAUGUUUCUCUUAAUUGUGCUCACUAUGCUUGAUUAUACCUAUAACCUAAUUCAAGUAUGUUUUUGAGAUUUAUUCUUAGCGCAUACAUUCAGGGGGAAUGUAAUUCAGGGAGAACUUAACUAGUUUUUGGCUAACAAUUGUUUUUGGCAAUGAAUUAUUGAUAAGCUC